Periconia digitata is the source of this 917-nucleotide messenger RNA. The record is from the annotation of a GenBank genome assembly. NCBI's taxonomy places the organism in Eukaryota, Fungi, Ascomycota, Dothideomycetes, Pleosporales, Periconiaceae.
UCAUUCGUUUCAACUACCUAAUAAUCCAACCCACCACUACACUCUUUUACUUACUUUUCAAGUAACCAAUUCACUCGCUUCAAUAUGUACUCCAAGAUCAUCGCCAUCUUUGCGUUCGCCGCCGUUGCCGCCGCCGUCCCAACUCCUGGCCUUGCUGGUCUUCCCAGCCUUCCCAGCACCAACAGCAACAACAACAAUGGAAAUGCUUUCCACGAUACCGACAACACCAUUGAUGUUGUCAAGAAGUGCAGCCCCAACCAGGCCCUCUCCUGCUGUGACGAAUCCACCCAGAGCUGCUCUCCUCUUGCCCUGGUUCAGGUUCUUCCCAUCGGCCAGGCCUGCGGCAACGGCAACAAUGUCCAGUGCUGCGACAUCGACAACUUCGGUCUCAUCAACCUCAACAUCCUCAACUGCAACCGCAUCUUGUCCUAAGCUUUGAGCUUACCCCGAAUCUGGACAUCUUCCGCAAUCUGUGGCGCAAGCACAACAACCCGAAUGGCAACAAAGAAUGGGGUGUGGUUGGAUGAUCUUUUUUCGAUUCACAGUGGCCUGACCAGUACGAAAAUCCUUUGGGGGUGAUCUCAGGGUCGGAUUUAGACGGAUGGAUUGGCUUUGGUCUUUCGGUUUGGAAAGGUUCGAUCGUGUUAUCACAUGCUGGAUAGUAUAUAGUUCUCGCCAGGUCUCGCACAUCUUCUUUUUAGACUUCUGGAAUAUUAUCUUGUAACCUCAAUACCUCUUCCUUGUGGCCAUCUGACCCCAGAUUCUUUGCAAAAAUCUGGCCUUUCCCACUAUACUGACAUCUCUCUGCGCCGUGACAAGUUCUUUGCAUCUGCAUGAAUGCACCCAAUUGACAGUUAUUUUCAUAGACUUCUCUGCGUAUCUUGAGCCCUCCGCGCUUUUUUCAUUUGUUCGAUUGU